Messenger RNA from Prorocentrum cordatum, 400 nucleotides. The record is from the annotation of a GenBank genome assembly. NCBI's taxonomy places the organism in Eukaryota, Dinophyceae, Prorocentrales, Prorocentraceae.
GCCGUCCUCCUACUCGUCCAGCGGCAGCAACUGGUCGUCCAUGGUGUCAGAGACCUGCAGCGCCAGCUCGGCGCCGACCCCAGAGGCCCACCAGGCGCCGGCCGCCGGAGGCGCUCGGCUCAUCGGGUGGAUCCUCGGGGCGGGCCUGCGGACGCUGGCCUCCAUGGUCAAGGGUACCGAGCUCAUCCGGGCCGCCUCGGUUGAGUGGCUGGCCACCUCCGGCGACCUCCGCCACGUCGAGAGCGCGUCGUUGUCCGACGACGCGGGGCACAGGGAUGAUCCAGCGGACUUGGCCGACCAGGAGGCGGGCAGCAGGAGAUCUUCGGAGGCGCACGACCACACGUCGGAGCCCGAGGGGGCUCAGGACAUUCACUGCCCCUGCGGCGGUCCCGAUGGGUGA